AUGAAGAUUGUUCCUCAAUCCCUCAAAACAGAUGUAAGUAAUACGGCUCUAUUGGGUGCUGGAAUGCCGCGGGAACGCGGGAGUUGCAAUUCACGGUCUGCUUAUAGUGGAAACCAUUUCGGUGUUCUUCUGCCGUAUGAUGACUUCGAUAUCUUCGUCGUCCUCGAAACAGUCGGAGCUAGUAAUUAUCCUUCUUGGGAGGCUUUGACGCUUGGAACUUUCCCCGGCCGUGCCCGCAAAGCUGACGCCUGCGGUGAUCCCUGGGAACAUCCAUCGGGACCGGUGGCACCAAAAUUUUCACCUACCACCCUCCACCACUUACGGCGUGCUAUAAGAUCUUAG
Aspergillus oryzae RIB40 is the source of this 342-nucleotide messenger RNA. RefSeq lists its product as uncharacterized. Lineage: Eukaryota; Fungi; Ascomycota; Eurotiomycetes; Eurotiales; Aspergillaceae. The transcript has 3 exons. The record is from RefSeq and is a predicted model, not a curated record. The coding region runs from base 1 to 342 and encodes 113 amino acids.